UUAAGAACCCGACAAGAUAAAUCUCUCCACGGGGGACAGGCAAAGCCAUGGCCACUCCGCUCCCAAAUCCAAAGCUCUUCUCUUCUCGCUCCCUCGUGCAUUCCAGAUGCCCUUCUCUGUACUCUUUUUACCACUUCACCCUCACCACAAAUAGCGAGAAGCUUGUCCAAGCUUCAACAAUCUCGCCCCGCCGGCGGAGACAAUGCGCCAUCAGUUUUGCUUCUCGGAGGCGGAGCCGAGCUUCUUCCACCAGUGCUUCCAUCGUCUCCGAAGACGAAGAAGAGGAUUGGGAGGAAGACGAUGAAGAGGAGGGGAAAGAAUUUAUGCCCUCGCGGGAGAUGACGCGGUGGCUGCAGAAUAAGCCGGCGGGAUUUGGAGAGGGAUUGAAGUAUAAUACGGCUUUGGAGGACAAGCUUCUGGAGGAGAUUAAGCGGAACCAGAAGGAUCAGCUCGAGGGGAAUAGUAAACCGAGGUUAAGCGAGAAGGAGAUUGUAGGGAGUGUUAAAAAGCAAGAGAAGCAGAAAGUUGCUGAGGUCAUAAAAACUGAUCCUGAAGUCCGUGUGUGGAAUCUUCCGAAGAAAAAGAAUAUCAACCGAGAUUUGUGGAGGGCCUUCAAAGGGUUUCCUGGUAUUGUAUCUAUAAACCCUGCUGUCAUUGGAAAUAGAAAGACCAGAGAUCCUAUCUGCAGGGGCUUCGCAUUUAUUGGGUUUGAGUCUGAUGAUGCUGCGUAUAGAUUUGUUCAAAAGUACUCCAAGCAAAAUUUGGUUUUUGGGAAGAUACAAAAGCAGAUAUCCUGCGACGUUAUUAAUGUACACGGCGUCCUCAAUUCUCCUGACUCCAGCACAAGCACCUGCAGUACCUCGCCCGUUUCUAAGAGUACUAAUGGCAUAAAGCCAAACAAGGAAGAAUUCUCAGUGCUCCCACAUGACACAAAUAUUUCAUUAACAAAUAAUGAGAAUGCAAUAAAUAAAGAUAACCAGUUUAACCGCGCAAUGCUCGCCAAUCAAAAUCUAAAAAAAGUUGCGAAAAGGGAUAAAACAAAGCCACCGAAGUCAUCGAAACGGCACAUUCUUGGUUCAUUAGCUAAGUUAAAGAUAAAAGAUAGAGCUGUUUUCACUGGUGCUUUCUCUAAAUAUGGAGAAAUUGCUUCAGCUGCAUCCAAGGAAAUCUGAUAAACAUGUAAAAUGCCAAAUUUGUCCUUUGACCUGGGACAUUUUUUUUCCCAGAGUAUAUGCGGGACUAAAAUGGCUACUAAUAAAGAGUCAGAGGACUAUUUCGACAUUUUCCUCCCCGUUAAACUCAUUCCGCGCUAAAGCAGAAGGUUAAUUAUCUACCAUUGUUCAAUCUAUUUUUCUAAACAUUAAGCUGUUGGCAUAAUGUUCUGCAAGUUGAAGGUAGCAAUGUAAUCGAUGCAUAGCGGUUUUAGCAAAUAUUGGAAAUUAGUUGUGGGACUUUUACCUAUUUUUUAACGGGAACUUCUAUGUACAUAUUGAGCAAUCAUGUGAAACAAUGUAGCCAACUAUCAUAUCAGAAAAGACAUUAGGCGAACUUAUCCUGAUUUAAUUUUGUUACAUCAAUUAGGGGCA
Molecule: messenger RNA, 1586 nt
Organism: Phalaenopsis equestris
Lineage: Eukaryota; Viridiplantae; Streptophyta; Magnoliopsida; Asparagales; Orchidaceae
Exons: 4
Coding region: 48-1172 (374 amino acids)
Molecular function (GO): nucleic acid binding
Source: RefSeq, a predicted model, not a curated record